Stereum hirsutum FP-91666 SS1 is the source of this 857-nucleotide messenger RNA. RefSeq lists its product as uncharacterized. The transcript is spliced from 5 exons. The record is from RefSeq and is a predicted model, not a curated record. NCBI's taxonomy places the organism in Eukaryota, Fungi, Basidiomycota, Agaricomycetes, Russulales, Stereaceae. The coding region runs from base 30 to 737 and encodes 235 amino acids.
AUGCCUGGCUCGAAUGCGAUGGCGAGAUAAUGUCCGUGUACGACGUCAAGGGCGAUGCUGCGGCGAGAGAAAUAUCCUGCUUCCUUCUGGCCGAACAGGGCAAGACGUUUACGAUUCACUGGAGGGAUCGGGGCAGCGGAAUCGCCUCGGCGUCCUACAUCGAGCUUGAUGGUGUCACGGUCCCCGGAAAGUUCUUGUACGGCAGCGGAACGAGUUUUCGUUCCGGGGUAAGGACUGGUCCAGAGAGCGAGCGGCCAUUCUCGUUCGCGAAGGUCCCAGAUCAAAACCCGUCGGAUGCACCGCUGGACUACAGGUACGAUCUGCAGAAGUGUGGCAAGAUCGCGUUAUGGAUCAAGAAGGUCACCCUGCGAGAACACUGCGGGGCUAACUCGAUCGUUGAUGCCAUUCCGGAGCCUAUGAAGGGAAAAGGGAGACAUUUCCCCCUCGCAGUUGGCUACGAGGCUGCGAGGCCCACGGGCUAUCAACACGAGCUCACUCGUACAUUUGAACCCUUCGACAAUACGAAUCCCGGCCCUGAAGUCACCUUCGUUUGGCGCUAUCGUGAUCUCGAGUGGAUGAUUAUCAACGGCCAUAAUAUCCCUGGCCGCAUGUUGCCUCCCCCAGAGCCAUCUUCGGCACACCGAAAGAAGGCUAAGGGUAAGGAGAAAGAAAGGGCAUCACGCGACGGAGACACGCCUAGUCCAACCGUAGGGGCGAAGCGGGACAGGGUACGUUAGGCCCCACUCUCAACCCACAUCUCAGAAAGAUGUCGUAAUUCUGGGUUUCCUGUAUAUUAUUGUAUUAUCUUAGAGUGCCUCAGAAAGCUCGCACAGAGUGCCCAAGACCACAGACGGUCA